UAUUAUUGUUGCUGUAUUUCCUGACACGAUAAAUACUGCAUGCACAGACUGAAAUCGAAUGUGCAAAUCAAAAUUAGUAUAAGAAACAUUUUCACCGAAAAAUAGAACGUUAUAUUAUCUUGGCCUAGGUUCAUUAAAUUAUCAGUUGUAAAGAUAAAGAUGCCGUUCUGUAAGAAAGAUAAGAAAAAGCCAGCAUAUCCAGUACAACAACCUGCAUAUCCAGUGCAGUCAUACCCGACCCAGCCAACCUACACUACACAGCAAAUCUACACCCCACAGCAACCCUACCCCACACAGCAAGUCUACCACCAACAUCAAGGUACUUUCCAGCCUGUGGUUCUUCCUCAGGGAGCACAAGGGAUGGGUUAUCCACAGCAGAGUCAAGCUGGGGCUAUGCCCCCCGCAGGACCACCACCACCCUACACACCUCAGGCUCAGGUGUAUCCUCCACAACCCAUGCCAGCUCCGUCAACAGUUGUAGUACAGGGAGGUUUUGAUGCAGGUGCAAGAAAUCCAACAUCGAUUCCGCCACCUCCACCAGGCUAUGCUCCAAAUUCAGCUCAGCUAGCAUCCACUCAAGGCCAGAAUGUUGUAGUGAGUCAGCGACCAAGUAAUUGGAUGACCGGUGGGUCGGAUGGAGGCUAUGUAGUCUGGUAAACAGCACACUGACUAAAUAUUACAUUCAUCGAUUGAUGUAUCCAACCAAGUGUGAGGUGGUAGCUUAAUUUAUGAAAUUAAAGUCCUUUACCUGGUUAGCCACUAUAGCAUGUAUAAUCUUGAAAAUAUAACAAUAACGAAGCUAAAUGACAUUUUUUGAAGAACCAGUAAUUUAUUAAAGCAGUUUAAAGUAAAUAAUAUUGCGAUAAAACAAACAUUAUUUUUCAACUGAACAAACAAACUUGUACUCAAUAAAGAUAUUAACAUAGUGUGAGGACAUUUUGUAAAUAUUAUAGUACAGUAUUAGAGUUUAGACUUACUCUAUGGACUAAAUUAAACAAGUGAGGCAAAUCUUUUUUUAUAGAAUUAGUUUUUGUAUUAAUAUAUAAUAUUGUAUAUUUCUUUUACCCCAUCUUCUAUACUUUGUAAAAUAAUGAAAUAUCAACAUUUAUCAUUAUAAACGUUCACUGUUCAAGUAAACUUGAAUUUGUACUGUAGUUUUGUUUUUUUUGUGAAAUAGUAUCAAUCAUGGGCGGCGGAAGUGGUCAGGCGGUCGUCUGACCAAUAUUUUGCUGAGUUAAAUAUUGUAUUGAAAUAAUACUUACAGUAUAAUAAAACCAAUUGUUUUUUUUUACAAAUUUCUCCUACUUUUUACUUCAGGGACAAAUUAUACUAAAAUUUAAGUGCUUUCCGGCCAUCUAAAGGUGCAGAAAUUAUAAAUUUUUCUUGGUUGGGGCUGAGAUGCUAGGGCCCUCUAUCUCUGAAACUCCUUCCCUGGCCCUUAUCUCUUUUGAAUUCUUGGAUCGGCCACUGGGUGAUACAAAGUUUAGCUUUCUGGUAAAUGUGUAGUGUACUAAAGCCCGUCUGUAAGUCUAAAAUCCAUGGUGCGAUAAUAUCUGGUUUCUAAAAAUCUAAUUGCUUGAUAUGUUUAAAUACAGUGGCGAAUUCAAGAGGAGGAGACCAAGUCGCCCCCACCCCCUCAAUUUUUUCAGAAUUAUUUAAAAAAUGAGAGAAAAACUAGGCCAAGUAACAAGUUAGGUCUAAGGGUGCCAAUUUCAGCCAUCUGUGUGUGUCAUAAUCAUAAGGUUUCUAACCUCAGCCCCAACCAUGGUGGUGCUGAGCUGGUCUACACUCUGUUUUACAAACUUAUUUUUUGGGGCCAGUAGGUAAAUUUUUUGUCUUAAAAGUGCUAUUGUAACCUUUCAACAUACAACAUUAUGGGAUGUGGAAAUUCUGUAGUCAGGCCGCCCGAUAGGACUAGAAUAGGGGAGACAAGUCUCGGUAGAGUACGGGUGUGGACAAGCUGCGUCUUGUGGGCUCCCACAUUUGAUGAAUAAACCCUUAAGCUUUACUUGGUGUCUGGAUUCUCAUUAUAUCUCUGAUCCAACCAUCGAACAUAGUGUUACACUAAAUCCUGAAAAGUGCUAACCACCUCAGCCCCAACCAAGGUGGGGCUGAGGUUGGUGUGGUCCCUCCUGCCUGACCAAAAUUAAAAUGCUUCUGCCGCCCGUCAAUCAUAAACAUACAUUUUUAUUUGAAUAAACUCCCCGGGUCAUUGUUGAGAAUGGUUUUUGGGAGGCGUUUAUUGCAUUAGUACAGUAUAAAUAAAAUGGAUACGUAUAUGUACAACGCCCUUAAUUUUACUGUAAAUAUGGAAUACAGCACGUAAUUACUGUCAAAAUGUGUUAUUGCCUGAUCAUAAAGACAAACUGACCCGAACCAAAAAAUUCAAUUCUACUGGAGUACAAAAUUAUUAGAAGUGUUGAGAAUGGUGUUGCUUUAGUUUUGUUUACAGUAAUUUAGGGAGGUGUUUACUUGAGGAAAAAGAGGCAUGUAUUCCAAAUGAAGCGUUGGGGGGGGGGUGCUUAUUCAAAUAAAUAUGGUAAUUAGAACCUACUUUUUAGAAUUGAAGUACUAUGUAUUGUAAAUAAUUAGGUUUAAUAUAAAAUACUGAAACUAGUAAAUAAAAACAGUUACCGAGGAUGAUAGUUGGGGGGGGGGGGGGGUGUGUGGGGGGAGAUGUGUAAAAGAUGUUAGAAGAUUGACAAAAAGAAGUUGGUAUACAUGAUUAUGAACAUUCAAAACCACUAUCCUCCAGUUACAAUUUGGUUAUUUUACAAUCCUGAGCCACAAGGCUAAGUUAGUAAGAAGCUAUUGCAUUAAGUACAUGCUGUUUUUAUAAUGGAAAAUCACACAGUUACUGUAUAUAUUAUUUGGGUGAGAUGCACUAGACUUUUAAGGGUACCAAUAAAUCUGGAUGUUCUGUACACAACAUAAA
Anneissia japonica is the source of this 2935-nucleotide messenger RNA. RefSeq names its product DAZ-associated protein 2-like. The record is from RefSeq and is a predicted model, not a curated record. The coding region runs from base 160 to 657 and encodes 165 amino acids. The transcript is spliced from 4 exons. Lineage: Eukaryota; Metazoa; Echinodermata; Crinoidea; Comatulida; Comatulidae.